UCAAAGCCGACGGACUGUAGAACUGAAGCGAUGGACCAGGAUCCAACUAAGUGGAUAAAAAAAGAGGAAACUGAUGAAGUACAAACUGAGUUACACUUCAUAGCCCAAGAUUAUGCAUGCAGCAUGAAUGUAAAAGAAGAGUUGGAGGAGGGUGUGAAUAAAGAGUUUCUUGAAGACCCAUUAAAGGCUGGCGACCCUAGUGUUUGCGUAAAGCAAGACCCCGAUCUGAAACACCAUGCUGCUGGAUCUGAGCAUAAUUCGGUUGAAGAUCCAUUGGGAAUAUCUUUGUCCACUGAUUUUAUCAAGGAGGAUCCUGAAUUAAAUAUAACUGAGAAUACUGUGGAAACCUCAACAAGAUGUGCAUCUGAUAGUGCAAGAUUUACUCAGACUACUGGUGGAAGUUGUAGCAUAUCAUGUGAAGAAACUUGUCACCAUAGACUGGUCCAGGAUGAGUUGGUGAUAGACAUGGAGAAGUCAACACAUGGGUUCAGUACCAAUGCAGAAGAUGUGACUAUUGAUAAGGAAUGCACAGUUGCCACCCAAUAUGACUGUAGUACGAGGGAAAAGGAAUUACAUGUAUAUAGCUGUAAUUUCUGCCAACAGAGCUUUUCUUCAAAAUACAGACUCAUAAUGCAUGUGUUUAUGCACAUUGAUGGAACGCAACCACCUUCGUAUGUUUGUAAGUGGUGUGGUGAGGUAUUUCACAGUAAUGUUGGCUUGAAAAAGCAUAUGAGAAUGAGUGAGAAUUGUCAAGUUUUAACUGCUGACAGUCAUGAAAAAUAUGGACAUAGUGAUGAGCAUGAAACAACUAACUUGUUGGAUAGCGAGGGAGAAGUUUCUGUCACAGAACACAAUGAGCAGUCUUCAUGUAAGGAAACUUGGAAAGAUUCAAAGAAGCCCUCUAAUGACAUGUGUAACACACAUAUGACAAAUGAUAGAGACAAAACAAGUAAUUAUGGAACUUUGUCUAUAGCUGUUAAUGUCAGUGCCCAGGCUGAUCUACUUACUGCAAACAGAACUCACAGAUGUGGUAUUUGUGGCAAAUUGUUUGCUAGGUCAUGUGAUCUCAAGACACAUGUUUACAUUCAUACUGGGAAAAGACUUCACAAAUGUGAUAUUUGUGACAAAUGGUUUGCCCAGUCACGUUAUCUAAAGGCUCACACAUUAAUUCACACUCGACAGAAACCUCACAAAUGUGUGAUGUGUGGGGAAUCUUUUGCUAGGGCAAACCAUCUCAAAACACACACAUUGCUUCACACUGGAAAGAAACUUCACAAAUGUGAGAUUUGUGGGAAAUCUUUUGCUGGGGCAGGCGUUCUCAAGAAUCACAGUUUAAUUCACACUGGAAAGAAACCACACAAAUGUGAGAUUUGUGGGAAAUCUUUCACUAUGUCAGGACAUCUCAGAAAUCACGUAUUAAUUCACACUGGAAAGAAACGGCACAAAUGUGAGAUUUGUGGGAAAUCUUUUGCUAGGGCACACCAUCUCAAGACACAUACAUUAUUUCACACUAGAAAGAAAACUCACAAAUGUGAGAUUUGUAGGAAAUAUUUUACUACAUUAAGCCAUCUUAACAGACAUGUAUUAAUUCACACUGGAAAGAAACCUCACAAAUGUGAGAUGUGUGGGAAAUCUUUUGCUAUGAAAGACGAACUCAACAGACAUGUAUUCUUUCACACUGGAAAGAAACCUCACAAAUGUGAGAUUUGUGGGAAAUGUUUUGCCAUGUCAAGCGAUCUCAAGAUACACACAUUCAUUCACACUGGAAUCAAACCUCAUAAAUGUCAGUUUUGUGGGAAAUGUUUUGCCAUGUCAAGCUAUCUCAAAAUACACACACUAAUUCACACUGGAAUCAAACCUCAUAAAUGUGAGAUUUGUGGGAAAUCUUUUACUAUCAUAGGCAAUCUUAAGAAACACAGGUUAAUUCACACUGGAAAGAAACCUCACAAAUGUGAGAUUUGUGGGAAAUGUUUUGCCAUGUCAAGAGAUCUCAAGGUACACACAUUCAUUCACACUGGAAUCAAACCUCAUAAAUGUCAGUUUUGUGGGAAAUGUUUUGCCAUGUCAAAGUAUCUCAAAAUACACACACUAAUUCACACUGGAAUCAAACCUCAUAAAUGUGAGAUUUGUGGGAAAUCUUUUACUAUCAUAGGCAAUCUUAAGAAACACAGGUUAAUUCACACUGGAAAGAAACCUCACAAAUGUGAGAUCUGUAGGAAAUCUUUUGCUACAUCAGGUGAUCUCAAGACACAUGCAUUUGAACACACUGGAAGUUGACCUCACAAAUGUGGUAUCUGUGACAGAAGUUUCACUUACUUGGACACUCUCAAGACACAUGCAUUACUUCACAUCAGAAAGAAACUGUAAGUAUGUGUUAGUUUACACAAGUAGGUUUUCGUGGUUGGUACCCUCAAGGCCUAUAAAAUAAUGUAUGUACCAGGGGACAAUAAAUUGUACUUUCUGUGAAAUAACAUUAAAAUCUCGUAGAAUUGUGAAAAAACUUGCAAUGAUGUGUACUAUAGAGUGCUAACAGAUAAUGUGACAAAAAAAUUCAUAUCUGUAGCUUCAGAUGUCAAGAAAUGGUAUUACCAAAUACUCCAGAAACAUGAAUCAAAUGUGUUUUUGUCAUUAGCACUGCUCCUUUUUCCUAUCGAUCUUGCGACAAGAAGAUUGUGAUUUGUGAUAAAUCCUUACAUUUGUCAGUAAUCAUAAGUAUCUUGCAAUAUUCAGUAUAAAGCCAAGGAAAUGUCAUGACU
Messenger RNA from Schistocerca nitens (vagrant locust), 2756 nucleotides. RefSeq names its product zinc finger protein 83-like. Gene Ontology annotation, biological process: regulation of transcription by RNA polymerase II. The transcript has 7 exons. Gene Ontology annotation, cellular component: nucleus. NCBI's taxonomy places the organism in Eukaryota, Metazoa, Arthropoda, Insecta, Orthoptera, Acrididae. Gene Ontology annotation, molecular function: DNA-binding transcription activator activity, RNA polymerase II-specific; RNA polymerase II cis-regulatory region sequence-specific DNA binding. The coding region runs from base 31 to 2277 and encodes 748 amino acids. The record is from RefSeq and is a predicted model, not a curated record.